This is a messenger RNA of Cuscuta europaea, 2319 nucleotides long. Lineage: Eukaryota; Viridiplantae; Streptophyta; Magnoliopsida; Solanales; Convolvulaceae. The record is from the annotation of a GenBank genome assembly.
CUUGUGCCCAGUCCAUCAUCUUCCUUUCCUUCCUGACCGUUGCAACACCCAUACAUACAAUACCUUCAUCUCCUCUCUCCCCAAUCCAUAAUCCCACUCUCGCUCAAUCCCAAGUACGUAGCAAGAUUUAAUCGAAAAUCCGGUAACCGCCGCCCCUAUCUUGUUGUAUUAGUUUCAUCUGGCUUUAGGUUCUUGAUUAUUAUUAUUAUUAGGAGUGGAGAGUCAGAAACCUUGAAAUAAAGGAGCAGAAUGGCGAAUUUAGCCCCUGGGAUAUUGUUGAAGCUAUUGGAUGGGAUGAAAUCCGGGGUGAAGGCAACAAGCGAGCACAGAAGCUCCCUGUUGCAGGUGACCGACAUAGUUCCGGCAGAUCUUGAUGAAAAGGAUCUCUGGCCCAAACACGGGUUCUACAUAAAGGUCUCAGAUUCUUCGCAUUCCAUCUACGUCAGUCUCCCAUUCGAGCAGGACGACCUUGUUCUCAGCAACAAAAUGCAGCUCGGACAGUUCAUAUACGUUGAUCGACUGGAGAAUGGGUCUCCGGUUCCUGUCGUCAAAGGGGCAAAACCAUUGCCGGGGAGACACCCCUUGUUGGGAACUCCAGAACCAUUGAUGGGGUUGAGGGAAAAGGGGGACAAGAGGCGAAACCCUAACUCCUCCUCUGCUCCAAGAAGAGGAUCUUGGGGGACGGGCCAAAAUGGGAAAUCCCCACAGGUUCUGAAACCAAUGCCUCUUGAUUUCGACCAAUGCACGCCUUCGAAAGAGAGACCUUGUACCUCUCUGAAACACGCCUUUCCGAUGUCUCCCGCUGCCUCUGUGGUUCGGGGAAGAGUUGGGAAGGAUGAGGGUGGUGGCUUGAGGUCUUCUGUAGUGGGGGGCGGCCGGUUGAUGUCCAAAUUUGCUGAGAUAAAGGGAGAGGACAGUCCUAGUCUUGUUAGAAGAAGCUAUGCUUCAUUUACACCCACUGCAAAAUUGGGCAGGAGCAGAAGUGUGAGUAGUCGUAUUGGAUCAAGAAUUGCCAAUUGCAGCAGCCCCUUACCAUCAUCUGUAGGAAAAGAAAAUUUUAUCACCGCCACCAAAUUCAAGGAAUGCAAACACGGCAGCAACUUUUCCCAAAUCGUCUACAUUAAUGGAACAACCUCAGCCCAUUGAUUCACCUCUAGAAGAAGACACUAGCGUGCCCAUGAAUUUGCCUGGAAAGUUAAGCCUAUUGGGGAAGGAAGCAGUACAGCAGCACGAAAAAGCACAAAAAAUUGCUCUUCAAGCGCUUAGGGAAGCAACGGCUACAGACAACCUAGUCCGGUCUUUGAAGUAUGAUGAAAACAAAACAAAAUCAAAAUUCUCUAUCUUAAACAUCUUCCUAAAUUUUUCAGGGGAACAAAAGGUUUUCUAUGUGAAGCUGAUGGGGUUUUGUGUGGGUGUUUGGGUGUAGGGCGUUUUCAAAACUGAGCAGAAGCGCAAGAGCAGAAUCCCCAGCAGCCGCGUUCGAUCAGUUUCUGGAGUUUUAUGAGCAGUUAGUUUUAGCCAUAGCAGAAAUGGUGGUGGCAUCAUCAAUUCCAUCAGUAACAGAAAGUGCUGCUCAAAACAAUGGAAAAGACGACAAUGCUGCUUCAGUUUUGCAGGAAAUAGCACUGCCUGAGUCAUCAAAGAGAAGGGCUGCACUUUACAGAUCAAUCGCAUCCUUUCCUACAGAAAGAAGUCUUCGGUCAUCAUCCUGUAAGAAAACAAGAUCGGAGAACGACGAAAACAAGAAGUCUUCCGGGGCUUCUUUUAGUAAUGGUGGUGGUGGUGGGUUAUUACUGUCCAACAACACGAUCAAACUUGGGAAGGAGAUUGAGAACGAAGCAGGAAACUGGUUCAUGGGAUUCCUUGAGAAAGCUCUGGAAAAGGGCGGCCUUAAUAAGAAAACAACUAAGGGGGCUAGUAAAGUUCCUCAGUCACUAUUGCUGAAAGUGAUCAACUGGGUAGAGGUUGAACAAUGUGACUCCAGUAAAAGACCGAUUCACGUUCGAGCAGCAAGCAUAGCGAGGAAGUUAAGGAUUAAGGUGAAGAACCCUUGAGGAUAUUAAUUAUUCAUCAGGAGGAAGGAAUAAUUCUUUCUUGAUUAAUCAAAUUUCAUUCUUGAGUGAACAAUUAUAUCCGAUGUUAUGUCUAUAUAUGUGAUAUGUCCUAUUCUCAUUCUUUUUAGAAGAAACUGAUCAUCUAUCUGCCUCUUCUACUUUUGUGCUUCGUUGUUAUAAUUAAGCCUUGAGAUUCUUCGCUGUUAUGAUUAAGCUCUUGUUUUUUGUCCUGGGAAGAAGAAAAAGAGUUAAAUCCUGUUUGGCU